GGGUGCUGCAGGACCGCGGGCGGAGAGUGGGUCGUGGGGGCUGGAAGAGGCGGGGAGAGGACAGGAGGGGAUGGAGGGCCGUGGUGGGGAGAGGGUGCAGACCCCCAUCCAGCAAUGGGGCAGGAGCAGCAGGCAGGGGAGUGACCUAAGAUCUGAACAUCCCACAGCCCUCCCAAAGCCCCCCCCACCCCGUCCCCCCACCCCAUCCUGGGUGUCUGAAGUGGAGACAGUGAGACCCCAGAGGCUGUGGUAUCCCCCUCCCUGCCCCUGGGUCAGCCUCAUGGGCCCAUCCUGCCCAGUGUCCUGCCCCAUCCCCAUCCCCAUCCCCAUGCCCCAGGUCAGGCCAUGGAGCUGGGUUCAAAUCAUAGGCCGUUCCCUGUAGCAGAUAUUGUCCUGCUGCGUCGCACACCCUGAUCUCACCUGUCCCGGCCCCCGAGCAGGAUUUCUGAUCCCUGGGCCGGACGCGCUGUCCCGGAUGGAGCGAGGGGCAGAGCCAGGGGUCCCAGGUCCCCAGGGCGCUCAGGAGACCCCGAGAGACGCCUGCACAGUGCGUGGGAAUGAGGAGGUGACUCAGCCAGGGGUGGCGCAUGAGACACUGCCAGGAGGAUCCGGAGGGGACAUGUCCAGGAGUCUGGAGCCAGGGAAAGCCUCCGAGGGACAGCAGGGGAACCUCACGGAGGAGAGUGGGGGUGAACCCGCUCCCCAUGGGGGCGACACAAUGGACCUGAGCGAAGCCACGGCCCGGCCAGGGCGACUCUACACCUGCCCGGAGUGCGGGAAAAGCUUCAUGCAGAGCUCGCACUUCAUCCGGCACCAGACGGUGCACACGGGCGAGCGGCCCUACCAGUGCGCGGACUGCGGGAAGAGCUACCGGCAGAACUCGGACCUGGUGAGCCACCGCCGGCUCCACACGGGCGAAGAGCCCUUCCACUGCGCCGAGUGUGGGAAGCGCUUCCGCCAGAGCUCGGAGCUCAUCAUCCACCAGCGCAGCCACACGGCCGAGGCCCCCUACCCGUGCCCUGAGUGCGGGAAGCGCUUCCGCCGCAGCUCGCACCGCCUGGCCCACCAGCGCACCCACACCGCCGAGCGCCCCUGCAAGUGCCCCGACUGCGGCAAGGGCUUCCGCACCAACUCGGACGUGGCGCAGCACCGGCGCACCCACACGGGCGAGCGCCCCCACCAGUGCCCGGACUGCGGCGAGCGCUUCAGCGUGCGCUCCACACUGGUCAACCACCGCCGGGUGCACACGGCCGAGCGGCCCUUCGCCUGUGCCGAGUGUGGCAAGCGCUUCACCCAGAGCUCCACCCUCAACCGGCACCGGCGCAUCCACGUGGGCGAGCGGCCGUUCCGCUGCCUGGAGUGUGGCAAGAGCUUCAACCGCAGCUCCAACCUGCUGACGCACCGGGUGCUGCACACGGGCGAGCGCCCCUUCCACUGCCCCCACUGCCCCAAGAGCUUCAACCAGCGUGCCAACCUGCUGACCCACCAGCGCACCCACACGGGCGAGCGCCCCCACCAGUGCCCCGGCUGCGGCAAGCGCUUCAGCCAGAGGGCCAACCUGCUGGUGCACCAGCGGCUGCACACACGGUCUGUGAUUCCGGGAGCCUCCCGGCCCCUCCGGGAGGUGGGAACCGGCCGGGAGAGGCGGGUCCGGGGGCGGGUCCAUGCCCCCCCCAUCCCGGGCCCGGUCUCCCCGCCCCGCCCCCCGGGGGUUGGGCUUCCUGGGUCAGCGCCGCAGCUGCUCCCGGCCCGGGCGGGGGGAGCCCGGGGGUCGCGCUGGGCUGGAGCCGCCCCUGGGCCGGGCAGCGCCGAGCGCCGCCGGGCGCCGCCGGGCGUGGGAGCUGCUGCGCCGGGCCGGCAGGGACUGUGGUAUCCCCCUUUCUGCCCCCUGUUCAGACCCCUAGGCCCAUCCCUCUCGCUAUCCAGCCCCCUUCCUGCCCCCUAUGUCUGCCCCCUGGGCCCAUCCCUUCCGCUAUCCAGCCCCCUUCCUGCCCCCUAUGUCUGCCUCCUGGGCCCAUCCCUCCCGCUAUCCAGCCCCUUUCCUGCCCCCCCGGGUCAAUCCCGCCCAGUAUCCAGCCCCCUUCCUGUGCCCGCUGAUCAGCCCCCUGGGCCCUUCCUGCGCAGUAUCCAGCCCCCUUCCUGCCCCCCGGGCCCAUCCCUCCCAGUAUCCUGCCCUCUCCCCAUGCCCUGGGUCAGACUGGUCGAGCUCUGUAUCUCCCCACCCCCCUCCCCGCGCCCUGGACCAACCCGAAAAGCGGCUGCGUUAGAAUCCUGGACCCUUCCAUGUAACAAACAUGGGGCUACGUUCCCAGCUCUGAUCUCACCUGUUCCUGUCCCCCGAGCAGGAUUUCUCAUCCCUGGACUGGACGCGCUCUCCUGGAUGGAGCGAGGGGCAGAGCUGGGGGUCCCAGGUCCCUGGGGCGCUGAGGAGACCCCGAGAGACGCCCGCACAGCAGGCCAGGGGCUGGUGAGCGAGACCGAGGAGAAUCCCGAACAGGAUGGUCCGGAGCCAGCAGAACUGUAUGGGAUGUUCCCGGGACGUUCCCAGAGUCCUCAGCAGGAAGUGGCCUGCGAGCGCCAGGUUGACAAUGCCACGGCGGAGAGACUGGGUGAAUCCGCGCCGUACGGGGUGGAUUUCACAGGCCCCCACGGGACUGUGGCCCAGCCCAGAGCCUCCCCGGGAGACAGACUCUUCACCUGCCCCGAGUGCGGAAAGGGCUUCGGGCAGAGCGCCCACCUCAUCCGGCACCAGACCGUGCACACCGGGGAGCGGCCCUACAAGUGCCCCGAGUGCGGGAAGGGCUUCAGCCAGAGCUCGGACCUGACCACGCACCGGCGCAUCCACACGGGCGAGGAGCCCUACGGCUGCGCCGAGUGCGGCAAGCGCUUCGCCCAGAGCUCCAACCUGAUCCGGCACCAGCGCACCCACACGGCCGAGACCCCCUACCGCUGCCCCGACUGCGGCAAGCGCUUCCGCCGCACCUCCCACCUGGUCAUGCACCAGCGCACCCACACCGGGGAGCGGCCCUACCGCUGCCCCGACUGCGGCAAGCGCUUCAGCCACGGCUCCCACCUGCACCGGCACCAGCGCAUCCACACGGGCGAGCGCCCCUUCAAGUGCCCCGACUGCGGCAAGAGCUUCGGCGUCAAGUCCACCCUGGUGACGCACCGGCGGGUGCACACGGCCGAGCGGCCCUACGCCUGCGCCGACUGCGGCCGGGCCUUCGCCCAGAGCUCCACCCUCAACCGGCACCGCCGCACGCACGCGGCCGAGCGCCCCUACCGCUGCCCUGACUGCGGCAAGAGCUUCAUCCAGAGCUCCAACCUGGUCACCCACCUGAUCCUGCACACGGGCGAGCGUCCCUUCCACUGCCCCCGCUGCCAGAAAACCUUCAGCCAGAGCUCCAACCUCAGCCGCCACCAGAGGACCCACGCGGGGCGCCGAGCCCGCCCGUGCCCCGAGUGCGGGGAGAGCGUCUCGCGCGUCUCCGGCCUGUCCGCCCACCAGAGACGCCAUGCGGGGCAGGAGACGCCCUCGCCGCCCUGCUAGGGCUGGCUGGUUCCCCAGUAC
Molecule: messenger RNA, 3571 nt
Organism: Gopherus flavomarginatus (Mexican gopher tortoise)
Lineage: Eukaryota; Metazoa; Chordata; Testudines; Testudinidae
Product: zinc finger protein 665-like
Exons: 5
Coding region: 476-3550 (1024 amino acids)
Biological process (GO): regulation of transcription by RNA polymerase II
Molecular function (GO): DNA-binding transcription factor activity, RNA polymerase II-specific; RNA polymerase II cis-regulatory region sequence-specific DNA binding
Source: RefSeq, a predicted model, not a curated record